ACAACAAGAGACGGACAGAGCAGCAGAAGAGGAGAGAGCGAGUGAGAGAGAGACAUCCAGAGGCAGCACAGAGUGGAAGCAGCACUCCUGACCACGGUUGGAGAAAAAACAUCCAGUUUGCCAACAUCUCACCGGCAGCGAACGCCUCUUCUCUCUGACCAUUUGGACGUACAUGGAGACCCCCACUUGGCCAGAAACCAAGCCAGGAAGUGGUCUGUGCAAACCAGGAACCAUUGCUUUGUUUGGUAACGUGGUGUACAGCGAGCUACUCAACGAGCACUUGUGGCACUUUGGGCUUCCACUCAUCACCAGACUGGGUAACCAAGAGGCCCCGGCUCCCCCUGAAGCUAUGGCUCAACCUUUCCCACAAGCCCAGUAUCCACCUCCUUCACAGAACGGGAUCCCUGCUGAGUAUGCUACACCCCACACCCACCCACCGGCUGACUACACGGGAACAAGCACAGUGGGCGAGCAUACCCUAACACUAUACACGGCGACACACACACAGAGCGAGCAGCCAGGAAACGACAGCAGCACUCCAGCUCUUACUACUAACACAGUAUCGCAUCCAGAGGACGUGGCACAGACCGAGGGUUCGCAGCAGCUCCACCUGCAGCCCAGCGAUUCAUUAGAGAAGCAGCAACCCAAGAGGUUACACGUCUCUAACAUCCCUUUCCGGUUCCGGGACCCUGACCUCCGGCAAAUGUUUGGGCAAUUUGGAAAGAUUUUAGACGUGGAGAUUAUUUUUAAUGAACGAGGCUCCAAGGGUUUUGGGUUUGUAACAUUUGAAACCAGUGCAGAUGCUGACCAUGCACGGGAGAAACUAAAUGGUACAAUCGUAGAGGGACGAAAAAUAGAGGUGAACAAUGCCACCGCCAGAGUAAUGACCAACAAAAAGAUGGCAAACCCUUACACAAAUGGCUGGAAGCUGAAUCCAAUGGUUGGAGCCGUAUAUGGUCCUGAAUUUUAUGCAGUGGCAGGUUUUCCAUACCCCAGUGCAGGAGCAGCUGUUGCCUAUAGAGGGGCUCAUUUGAGAGGCAGGGGCCGCGCCAUCUACAACACGUUCCGUGCUGCACCUCCGCCUCCACCUAUCCCCACCUAUGGAACUGUGGUCUACCAGGAUGGAUUUUAUGGGGCAGAAAUAUAUGGAGGAUAUGCAGCCUACAGAUAUGCACAGCCAGCUGGUACUGCUGCAGCUGCUUACAGUGACAGUUACGGCAGAGUCUAUGCAACCGCAGACCCCUAUCACCACACGAUUGGUCCUGCAGCCACAUACAGUGUGGGCACUAUGGCUAGCCUUUACAGAGGAGGGUGCAGUCGCUUCACUCCCUACUAGAAAAGAGGGAGACAGGCCCCCCUUUCCUUUGCCGCAGACAUAAAAA
This is a messenger RNA of Pelmatolapia mariae (spotted tilapia), 1382 nucleotides long. It is a transcript of the gene rbfox3a, whose product is annotated as RNA binding fox-1 homolog 3a. NCBI's taxonomy places the organism in Eukaryota, Metazoa, Chordata, Actinopteri, Cichliformes, Cichlidae. Bases 173 to 1336 code for a protein of 387 amino acids. Gene Ontology annotation, cellular component: nucleus; cytoplasm. The record is from RefSeq and is a predicted model, not a curated record. The transcript has 15 exons. Gene Ontology annotation, molecular function: mRNA binding. Gene Ontology annotation, biological process: regulation of alternative mRNA splicing, via spliceosome; nervous system development.